GGGUGGUGGUCUGUUAGUGGCGUUGGGCUUCGGCCGUGGUGGCAGCGGUUUCUCCUCAGCUCACGGGGAGCAUCUCAGGCUGGAGGCCAGCCAGCUCUUGCCGCCGCCUCGGUCGCGAUGGGGGCGCAGGACCGGCCGCAGUGUCACUUCGACAUCGAGAUCAACCGGGAGCCGGUUGGUCGCAUUAUGUUUCAGCUCUUUUCAGAUAUAUGUCCAAAAACUUGCAAAAACUUCCUUUGCCUAUGCUCAGGGGAGAAAGGCCUUGGGAAAACAACUGGGAAGAAGUUAUGUUAUAAAGGUUCUACAUUCCAUCGUGUGGUUAAAAACUUUAUGAUUCAGGGUGGGGACUUCAGUGAAGGUAAUGGAAAAGGUGGAGAAUCAAUUUAUGGUGGAUAUUUUAAAGAGAAUGUGGUCUUUUGCAAAAUGAAAAGGUAAGAGAACGAAGCUCAGUAACACAAACUCCAACUCUGUUCCCUUGCACCCUUCCUAAUAAAUUUAUGGACAGUCUGGGUCAGGUUGUGGCUGGAUUUCUUAUAUUGCUUGAAGACUUGGAAAAUUCUGUAUACUGUUUCAUACAUGCAUCUGUAUCUUCUUUUCUUUUCCCAAUGGGUUAUUAUUUCCACAUCAGGGAAAAGAAUCUAGUUAAUGUUUAUUUUCUCUAAACCAAGCAAUUUCUUUGAAUAAAAUUUGGUAUUUCUUCCUUUCUCAAAGGUUUGUAUGUUUUCUUUUGUAUACUAGAGCUAUAUGAUUGUGUUUUUUUCCUACAGUAGUAUUUGCAUAAAUCUAACUAUUGCACUUGCCCCAAAAAGCCUUAGAAAAGUCAGUUGCGGAAAUUUAUAAUGGGAUCCAAUAUUACUAGGUUUUAAUGCCAUGAUAGCUUCAGUGUUAUAAUAGUCUUUUAUAUUUCUUUUGGGGGAAAAUGGAUUACUACUUUUUCAGAAGCCUGUUCCCAAGGUAAUCUUUUUUUUUAAAGUUUUCUAUGUUUCUGUUUGUUUUAAAGAAAGAUUUGUUUGUAUGAGUGUUAAAAGGAAAUUUAAAUUAGUUUUCAGGAUAUUUCUGCUGGAAUUAAAUCCAUCUCUAAGUGAUCUUUAUGACAGAGUUUUUCCUUUGAACUAGUAGGAAACAGCUCUUUAGCUGGUUCUAUUAGCAUGUAACAAUUUGAAACUAAUGCUGUAGGCCACUGUAAUGUGGUUGUUCCCUGUGGCAGAUAUUUGUAUAUCUAAAAAUUGUAUUUUGCCAUUUAAAUUUUUGUAUUUACAGGACUUGCUUCCUUAGAUAAUUUUUGAUCCUAUUGAUUAGAAAGAAUCUACAUAACUUAAUUUAAUUUAGGCAUGUCCCUACAACUUAACUUACUGUAAUAUUUUGGUUUUUGGUUUCAUAGUCUAGCAUCAAUUGAAUUGAGUAAUAAAUUUACCAUAUAGAAAUUAAGCACGUAAGAGGAUUAUUAAACUUCCGUGUAUAGUGCAUUAUGCAGGUUAAUUGGAAAUUUGGAGGAAAUGAGCUUUACUGUAAAGAUUUUUCUAAAACUUUCUUGCUAGUUUUCCCUGAAAGUUAAUAGUUUAAACAUCAUUUAGCCAAAAUAUGUUACUACUAAAAGUGACUGUUCUAAGGCUGUUUGUAUAAAAGUAUUAAAUAUAUGUUCUUUUUCUCAAGGCUAAGUAGUAAAUAAGUAGAGUUUUUGUUUUUGUUUUAUGCUUUUGUUAUUUAAUUAGUUAAAAGAAUUUUUUUCAAAGUAUUCAGUCAAGUAUCUGUACUGACCAGAAGAGGAAUUUCAUCCUUUGCUUUCUAUUUAUUACUUUGAACAUUGCACUUUAAAAGUGACUUAUAAUUGUAGACUGACAAAUUUGUGUUUUCUUCAAACAGAUGAAAACUUUAUUCUCAAACAUGACAGAGCGUUCCUUUUGUCAAUGGCAAAUCGAGGGAAACAUACCAAUGGUUCCCAGUUUUUCAUAAAGAGUGUUACACCGUGCGCUCCAAAGUACCACAAAGCCUGCUCCACACCUGGAUGGGGUACAUGUUGUCUUUGGACUAGUUAUUUCCGGUUUUGAAGUAAUCGAACAAAUUGAAAAUCUGAAAACUGAUGCUGCAAGUAGACCUUAUGCAGAUGUGCGAGUUAUUGACUGUGGGGUGCUUGCCACGAAGUCGACAAAAGACGUUUUUGAGAAAAAAAGGAAGAAACCAACUCAUUCAGAAGUCUCGGAUUCCUCUUCCAAUUCCUCUUCCUCUUCAGAAUCAUCCUCAGAAAGUGAAACUGAACAUGAGAGAAGCAGAAGAAGGAAACAUAAGAGGAGGCCAAAAGUUAAACAUUCUAAAAAGAGACGAAAGGAAGCAAGCAGUUCAGAAGAGCCAAGGAAUAAACAUAUAAUAAGCCCAAAAGGUCACUCCGAGAGGAGUGAUACCAAUGAAAAAAGGUGUAUCGAUUCAAAUGCUAAAAGGGAAAAGCCUGUGGUGCGCCCGGAAGAGAUUCCUCCAGUGCCCGAGAACCGAUUUUUACUAAGAAGAGAUAUGCCUCUUGUCACAGUGGAGCCUGAACCGAAGAUUCCUGAUAUUACACCCAUUGUAAGUGAUCAGAAACCAUCUGUAUCAAAGUCUGGACGGAAGAUUAAAGGAAGGGGCACAAUUCGCUAUCACACACCUCCAAGAUCAAGAUCCUGUUCCGAAUCAGAUGAUGAUGAUAGCAGUGAAACUCCUCCUCACUGGAAAGAAGAAAUGCAGAGAUUAAGAGCAUAUAGACCGCCUAGUGGAGAAAAAUGGAGUAAAGGAGAUAAGUUAAGUGACCCCUGUUCAAGCCGAUGGGAUGAAAGAAGCUUGUCCCAGAGAUCCCGAUCGUGGUCCUAUAAUGGAUAUUAUUCAGAUCUAAGUACAGCAAGACACUCUGAUGGUCACCAUAAAAAACGCAGAAAAGAGAAAAAGGUUAAGCAUAAAAAGAAAGCUAAAAAGCAGAAACAUUGCAGAAGGCACAAACAGACUAAGAAGAGAAGGAUUAUUGUACCAUCUGACAUAGAAUCCUUAAAAUCUUCCACCCGAAGAGUGAAAUCCUCAUGUGAUAGAGAAAGGAGAUCUCGUUCUUCCUCAUUGUCAUCUCAUCACUCGUCCAAGAGGGACUGGUCUAAAUCUGAUAAGGAUGACCAGAGCUCUUCAACCCAUUCCAGCAGAGACUCAUACAGAUCAAAAUCUCACUCACAGUCUUAUUCUAGAGGAAGCUCAAGAUCAAGGACUCCAUCAAAAUCCUCAUCACAUUCUCGAAGUAGAUCAAAGUCCAGAUCUAGUUCUAAGUCAGGGCACCAAAGAACAGCAUCAAAAUCACCAAGAGGAACAGCCUCUCAGUUAAGUGAAAAUAAACCUGUUAAAACAGAACCUUUAAGAGCAACAGUGACACAAAAUGAAAAUGUUUUAGUACAACCAGUGGUGGCGGAAAAUAUUCCUGUAAUACCACUGAGUGACAGCCCCCCUCCUUCAAGGUGGAAGCCUGGACAGAAGCCCUGGAAGCCCUCUUAUGAACGAAUUCAGGAAAUGAAAGCUAAAACAACCCAUUUGCUGCCCAUCCAAAGCACUUAUGGUUUAGCAAAUGUUAAAGAGACUGGUAGUUCAUCAUCCUACCAUAAAAGAGAAAAAAAUUCAGAAAGUGAUCGGAGCGCUUAUUCAAAAUACAGUGAUAGAAGUUCAGAAAGUUCACCAAGGUCAAGGAGUAGAUCUUCUAGGAGUAGAUCUUAUUCCAGGUCAUACACAAGGUCUCGAAGUUUAGCUAGUUCACAUUCAAGGUCUAGGUCUCCCUCAUCUAGAUCUCAUUCACGAAAUAAAUACAGUGACCGCUCACGGUGCAGUAGAUCAUUUUCAUACUCUUCUGUUAGUGAUGAUGGAAGACGAGCCAAGAGAAAAUUUAGAUCCAAUGGGAAAAAAAAUAACACCUCAAAUAAAAGGCACAGCAGCAGCUCUGAAAAGACACUUCGUAAUAAAUAUGUCAAAGGCAGAGACAAGUCUUCACGUCAUAGAAAGUACAGUGAAAGCAGGUCAUCUUUAGAUUAUUCUUCAGACAGUGAACAGUCAAGUGUUCGGGUUACACAGUCAGCCCAGGAAAAAGAGAAGCAAGUCCAAAUGGACAUGAAUAAUAAACAAGAGAAAAACAGAGAUGAAGAGAAAUCUAAGCCUGAACGGGAAUGCUCUCAUUCAAAAAAAAGAACUUUGAAAGAAAGUCCUUCCGAUCACUUUAGAAAUGCCAGUAAGCCCAAAAGGAAGAAUUAUGCUGGGAGUAAAUGGGACUCUGAGUCAAAUUCUGAACAAGAUGUAACUAAAAACAGUAAAAAUAAUUCCCGGCCAUCUUCUGAUAAGGAGGAAGGUGAAGCCACUUCAGAUUCGGAGUCAGAGUUGGGUGAAAUUCACAUCAAAGCCAAACCAGCAGCUAAGUCUUCAGCAAGUACUUUACUGCCUGAUGGUAAUAGUGCCUGGAAAUCAAGCAAACAGCGGUCAUCAACCUCUGAUUCUGAGGGGUUCUAUUCCAAUUCAGAAAACAGUAGAGGAAAACCACACAAGCAUAAACACAGCUCAAAGGAGUAUCUUAAAAGGGAACAUACCAAAAAAGCAAAAGAGAAAUUGAAAGGGAAAAAAGAUAAAAAACACAAGGCUCCAAAACGAAAACAAGCAUUUCACUGGCAGCCUCCACUAGAAUUUGGUGAAGAGGAGGAGGAGGAGAUUAAUGAAAAGCAAGUUACUCAGGAAGCAAAAGAGAAAAAUCAACUUUCUGAAAACAGUGAAGCCGUAAAAGAAAGUAUUCCCCAAACUGAGAAGCCCUGUGAAGAUGGCAACCUUUCAGGUAAACAUAAUCCAAUAACGGUUUCAUCAGAUACUGAUCAGCCUACUAAAGAUGAUAGUAAGCUCAGUGUGUCUCCCGCAGCUUUAAACACUGAGGAAAAUGUAGUCAGUUCUCCCCCGAACAUUCAGCAUAUUGAAGAGAGCAUCCCAAGCGGAGUGGAGGAUAUGCUUCAAACAGAUGACAACAUGGAGAUUUGCACUCCUGAUAGGAGUUCCCCAGCAAAGGCCGAGGGGGCUUCCCCUCUAGGAAAUUCAAGGCUUGACACCCCGGAUAUAAGCAUUGUUCUAAAGCAGGAUAUGCCAACAGAGCAUCCUGAGGCAGAGUUGGGAAAACAGGAAAGCAGCAUGUCAGAAAGCAAAACGGUGGGUGAGGUGGGAAAACAGGACAGCAGCUCCGCCAGCUUGGCCACUGCUGUAGAAAGCACUGUGAAGAGAGAGGUGGCUGAGAAAAGCCAGACCAGCCUCAUGGAUAAUAAGUGGAAGCCCCUGCAAGGUGUGGGGAACCUGGCAGCACCAUCUGCUACGACAUCAAGUGCUGUGGAAGUUAAGGCACUGACUACUGUGCCCGAAAUGAAACCACAAGGCUUGAGAAUAGAAAUUAAAAGCAAAAAUAAAGUUCGGCCUGGGUCUCUCUUUGAUGAAGUAAGAAAGACAGCACGCUUAAACCGGAGGCCAAGAAAUCAGGAGAGUUCGAGUGAUGAGCAGACACCUAGUCGGGAUGGUGACAGCCAGUCCAGGAGUCCAAGUAGAUCUCGAAGUAAAUCUGAGACCAAAUCAAGGCACAGAACAAGGUCUGUCUCCUACAGUCACUCAAGAAGUCGAUCGAGAAGUUCCACAUCAUCUUAUCGAUCAAGAAGCUACUCCAGAAGUCGGAGCAGAGGGUGGUACAGCAGAGGCCGCACAAGAAGCCGGAGCAGUUCCUACCGCAGUUACAAGAGUCAUAGGACGUCCAGCAGGAGCAGAUCCAGGAGCAGCUCGUACGAUCCCCACAGUCGGUCCAGCAGGUCCUACACUUACGAUAGCUACUAUAGCAGGAGUCGGAGUCGAAGUAGAAGCCAGAGGAGCGACAGUUAUCACCGAGGCAGAAGCUACAAUAGGCGGUCCAGGAGUUGUAGAUCUUAUGGCUCUGACAGUGAAAGUGACCGAAGUUACUCUCAUCACCGGAGUCCCAGUGAAAGCAGCAGAUAUAGUUGAAAGUGUCCCCUUUUUUUGAUACAAAUUAUAUCUUAUUUGUAAAUAUCUGGUAACUUAAAAGUCUACGAAACUUAAUGGCAGUCUGUUGUUCUAUUUCAAUAUUAGAGAUGAAGUUGAAAAAUAGACACUUAUUGUUAUUUGUUCAUUUACAUGUGCGUAGAAUUUAAAAUACAGAUAUGUCUCCUAAAAAUAUUUGUAUGCCACAUUUUACAGUAGCCAACUAUGGAAAUGAAUUUCAUUUUCUUGAAUCAAGAAAUCAUGAAAUUUAAAUAUGAUUUGCAAUAUUAUUUUAGCUAGAUUAUUUCUCUCCAUCUCAUGUAUUUCUUAGAAUACAGAUUCUUUUUGCCCGUUUUUAAGGUCUUAGCAUAUAUGCUGCCAAGCAUAGAACUGUGAAGGAGAACUGUGAAAGGUGACCAAAUACUUAUAUACCAAUUACACAGAACCUUAUACAUGUGUGCUCUUAAAAACAAACUGCCCAGAAUUGAUACUAAUGGUAGCCAGGAGUAUAAGGCAGUGGCUCUGGGGUUCUUAAUUCAUUCCUUACUUCUUUGUUGUCUCAGAGGAUCAGGAAAGUAGUCACCAUACAGCCCACUGUAUUAUUUCAGGCUGGCGGGUGAGGUUAAGAAGAGUAAAUCAGCCUUAACUAUAAAUACCUGCACUGUCUCUAAAGCCCUAAUGUUUUAUGUGCUUUUUAAUAAAUACUAUCAGAAGUUCGGUUUGUAAAAAAACAAUUCUAUUCCAGUUUAUGCUUUGGUGUUUGGUACCUUUUGGUGCAUUAUUCUUAUAUACUGUACAUUGGAAUUCCGUCAGAGAGAGAAAUGAAUUUUUUAAAAUUCAUUGGCACCAAACAUGGGUCCUUCUAAGCUCUAUUCACUUUAAAUAUUUGGAGGGCCUCUCUCAAGCACAGGUGUGGGCUGGGGGCCAUGGAGCGGGCAGGAUUGGCAUGGGGUUGUGUGGCCACUGGGGUCUGCUGCACAGAACUGAUGCGUGUGCCCCUGGAGGACGUGAUUGGAGAGUGGACUUCAAAAGUAACACCAAGAUCUCCCUGCCACCAUCCUGGGCACAUUUUGCAGGGCUUUACUUUUAAGUCUUUCAAGUAAGAGGCAGAUGCAAGAGCAGUUGAACUGUUCUCCGCACCCGCCAGCAUGUUUCCCUGUUUCAGUGGCCUGCACUGACUCAGUGAAGCCUUGUGUGAGAUGGUAAACCUAUGACAACAGACAGGGAAUCGGGGUGUGCAGUACUGCAUAGAUUACACACUUUCACAGUCUUGGGUGGUUCCUGCAAAAAUGAUUUGACCUGUAAAAACUGGUGAGAUUUUUUUUAACCUUUAGUUUGAGUUUUUUCCCCAAGUGUACUUAAUCACCUUAGUGCCAGUUUAAUCCAGUUAUGCAGAAGAAAUUCAUAUUGGAUGUUUGAUGCAGAACUCUGUGCGAUCCUACCCCAGGGCUUGCCUGGUGUACUUGGGAAGUGGGAAAGAGCCCUCAGUUGGAGGGAUCUGACCACCCCUGAUGGAUGGAGGGGUGACCUUGGAUAUAUUAAAACCAUCACCCAUAAAAGGUUCAUAAACAGGGUUAAGUGGCCAGUUGUUUGCCAAGUUGAUAGAUGAGAAUACAUUAGAAAAUAGGACCUAAGUCAAACAAACAUACUUGAUAGUGAAUACAAAACAAACGUGCGAUCAUAUGAAGGGUUUUCAAAGGUUGCCUGCAGAGGAGAAUAUUGCUUUAAUAAUACGCAGUGGAAAGAAACUGCAUUUAGAACCCAAACAAAAACUGCCAAAUCUAAUUACGUUAAGAAGAGUUACCUUUGGUCAGUGUAUUCGUUUUCUACUGCUGUGUAACAAAUGACCCCAAACUUUGCAGCUUAAAGCAGCACUCGUUUCUUAGCUUACAGUUCUGUAGCUCCUGAGUCCAGCACAGUAUGGCUGGAUUCUCUGCUCAGGGUCUCACAAGGCUGAAAUCAAGGGUCAGCAGGGCAGCAUUCCUUUAUGGAGGCUCUGGGAAAGAAUCUGCUUCCAAGUUCAUUCAGGUUGUUAGCAGUAUUCAGUUCCUUGCUGGCUGUCAGCCGGGGUCCUCUUUCUCGGCUCCUUAAGGCUGCUCACAUUCCUUCUUGUGUGCUUCCCUCCGUCUUCAAACCAGCAAUGGCCCAUCGAGGCCUUCUUCUCAUGCUUCAGGUCUCUCUGCCUUCCUCCUCUGUUUUAAGGUUCGUGUGAUUUGAUCAAGCCCACUGAGAUAGUCUCCCUAUAUUAAGGUCAGCUGUGCCACAGAACAUAGUCACAGAAGUGGUAUCACAUUUACAGGUUCCUGGGAUUGGGACAUGAAAUAGGGGGAGGGACAUUUUAGAAUUCUGCCUCCCACAGGCAAUAACUUCGCCUGUUGUGCUGUGGGUAGAAUUUUACCCUGAAAAGGUGGGCCCUAGAAGCCUCGUUUGUUUUCUCCAUGGAAAAGAACAGCCCUCAGCUGCAGCAUUCAACUUGUGUGUUUACUGAAUGGACUACAGAAAUAGCUUUUCUUCAUAAAGGGGAUUGUUCUGUAUUUUAAAUUAUUUUUUAAUAAAAUUGAAUUAUGUGUAUUGUGCUUCUUAAUAGACAAUGCAUUAUUGGACUCUUUUUGUAAUGUCCUGUUUACUGCAAAUGAAAUAUGAUAUAGCUGGUAUUGUUCAAAAACUGUAGAAAAUACUUUUGUACAUAUUGGUAAUGUCUGAUUUGUAUACACUUCAUUUAAAUUUCCCUAAAACUGGAAAGGGGGGCCUUGUAGAAAUUAAAAUAUAUACUUAGU
Molecule: messenger RNA, 8777 nt
Organism: Balaenoptera musculus (blue whale)
Lineage: Eukaryota; Metazoa; Chordata; Mammalia; Artiodactyla; Balaenopteridae
Gene: NKTR
Product: natural killer cell triggering receptor
Exons: 18
Coding region: 2506-6003 (1165 amino acids)
Biological process (GO): protein peptidyl-prolyl isomerization; protein folding
Cellular component (GO): nucleus
Molecular function (GO): peptidyl-prolyl cis-trans isomerase activity
Source: RefSeq, a predicted model, not a curated record